GAUUUAUUUAUUUAUUAUGUAUACAGUGUUCUGUCUGCACAUAUCCCUGCAGGCCAGAAGAGGGCGCCAGAUCUCAUUACAGAUGGUUGUGAGCCACCAUGUGGUUGCUGGGAAUUGAACUCAGGACCUUUGGAAGAGCAAGCAGUGUUCUUAACCUCUGAGCCAUCUCUCCAGCCCGAUUCAGGAUUUUAAAUGCUGGAAAUUGUUGAUGUUUUUGUAUUCAGCUGUCCAUUCUUCUUGGCUAUGUGUGUAUGUGGCUUCAUUUCAGCAUCACGUUCUUCUCCACAUCCCUCUAUUAAAUGUCAUUCUACUGUUGAGCGGUGUGAGCUUAAUUACUCUUCAAAAAUAACUGUUUCAACUACCUUCCCAUUGCACAUCAGAAGCCAUCGGCCCACUGCCUGUUAAGCUGCCUUCGAAGAAAAGGGCACUGUACCUUUCCCGGAUUGCGAAGACCACUUCAGGGAUGGUGCCAUACUGUCCUGGCCUCAGAAGAUGCCUUUUGAUAAAGCCAUAACCACACUUGUUUUGGCAAGAAUCAGUAGUCCUUUGUUUCGUGUCCAUUUUAUCCUGUUGUCAGCAGUUGAUUCGAGGAUACUUUGUUGUCCAGUGGCUAACUUUUGCCACAAUGAAAGUUAACUCCAUAUGCAGUUUCUUCAAUGCCCAUAUUUUCUCUGAAGUAGAUUGGUACUGCCAGGAGCCGACAUGUCUCAUAGUCAUAACAAAAAAGAAAAAUUUUCUAAGUUAUUGAAACAUUUUAAAUGCCAUAUUCUGUAGAUCUCUGAAGGGUUUGAAGAUAACCUGUCUAUCUAAAAUAUAUCUACUCAAUCUUGAAAACAUACCUAAUAUGACUACAAGUUCUAUUAUAAUGUCUAACUACUAACUUUCAUUUCUUUAUAUCCUAAUAGUUGGUAAUAACAUUCAAGGAUCAGAAAAUUGCAUUACAUUGUUAGAUGAACGGUACAAUUAGAAAUAUACAUAUAACAUUUUCUAACAAUAUCAAUUUCAAUAUAUAUAAUUUGUAUACAAUAUAAAACAAUCCAAUCCAAUGUAAAGUAUUUAUAUUUUUCUUUUCUUUUCUUUCUUUCUUUCUUUCUUUCUUUCUUUCUUUCUUUUUUUUUUAACCAACGAAUGUAGAUCAAUAAGGGACAGACAGGGUAAUCCUCUGCCUCGAGCUUCGGGAAACUCCCAGAGGGGCCUCAGGCAGGCCCCCAAAGUAAAUCCAGUUCAAACCUUUCCUGCAGUUGUAGAGGAAACCCCUAGUCAAAGCAAGUAAAUAACCAAAUGUCUAUUGGAAUAAAUCAUGUUGGUCGAGAUGAUGAAACAGAGAAAAUAGGAAAAAACAUAAAGAAAAUUUUUUGGCAAACUUCUAUUAAUGAACAAAGACCAAAACUAACAAUAAAGAUAAAUGGUGUUUUGUUGUCUGGUCUGGUAGACACAGGUGCUGACAUUACCAUAAUUGCACCAGAAUUUUGGCAUCCAACUUGGCCUCUUCAGGAGGUAAACGUUCAACUGUUAGGAAUUGGGACAUUAUCUCGAGUGAAACAAAGUGCAAGAUGGCUUGAAUGUAUAGGUCCAGAAGGACAGAAAGGAAAAUUAAAACCAUAUAUGGCUAACAUAGCUAUGAACCUGUGGGGUCGAGACUUGUUACAACAAUGGAAUACUCAGAUUAAUAUCCCUCCAAUCUCAGAAACAAAUCAUAAAUUAGUACAUGUUUCUGAGAGAAAUAUUAAAAGAUAUUAUUCUAAUGAGUGCUCACCAGCCAUCCAUGUCAUACAAGAACAGGGCACAACAACUGAUAAUUUCCCAAAAACACCAACAGCUCUCCCUUUAAAAUGGUCAACAGACAAGCCUGUAUGGGUUCAGCAUAUAUUAUCUUUUUAAUAACAGUUCCAGGAAAGGCGCAAAGCUACAAUCUCAGAAGAAAAUAAAAGAGAAAAAGAAACAAAAAGGUGGGAAGCUAUUCGCCCCUCCUGCCUCUGCCUGUGGCUGUACAGUCCUGCACCCCUCAAAACACCCCCCACCCAACAAAAAAAAAACAGAACGAAAAAAAUAGUUAAAAGGACGUUUCCGGAGCGCGCCUCCGUGGCAGAGCGCCCGUCUCGUGUAUGCCGGCACUGCAAAGAGUAGGGGACGUCCCGCCGAUACCACUCGCGGUCAGGUGAAUGAGCGUCAACCGAGACCCCGGCUAGAGUUGGCUCCGUGGUGAAGAGCACUUGCUGUUCCUGCAGAAGACUUGGGUUCGAGUCCCAGCACCCACACGGUCGUUCACAACCCUCUGUAGCUGCAAUUCCAGGGCAUCCGACGCCCUCUCCGCCUGCAGCGAGCAUCAGGUACGCUCGUGUUUGCACACACAUACGUACAAACACAAAGUGAAUCCUAAAGGGGGGGGGGGUCGUCCGGAACACUCUCCUUGUCCUCCCGUUGGCGCACGCAGGCAUCAUCGCGUAGCGAACUGCAAACGCGCGGAGCCCCGGCCGAAUAAACGCAGCGCCCCCCCCCCCCCCCAGGGCAUUUUCAGUCAGGCGUGCUCUGGACAGCCCCGGCUCCUCAGGGGCUUGAGGCUGAAGAUAAUGAGGUUGUAUCCGCGGAAGUCCGGUGCCGAAAGGCUCCCCGAGACCAGGAAUAGAUAAUUACGCUUUCCUUAGAGCUUCUGUCGUCCUGGACCUCGGAUCCUGCGCCCGCCCCCGUUCUGAGGGAGCCGACAUUGUAAGCAGGCGCACUUCGGGCAGCCCUUCCCGGCGUCCCUAGCGACAGCGUCCCGGGGGCCUCUGGGGGCCUCGGAGCAAGAUGGCGGCGGCGUCGGGGUCCGAGAGGCGCGAGCGGAGACCUCCGGGGCGAGUGUGAGGAGGGGUCCCGGGGUCCCGGGUAGCUCCGGGCCGGGGCCCCGCUGCGGAACGGACCAUGCUACGUUCUACCGGCUUCUUCCGCUCCAUCGACUGCCCGUACUGGGCGGGAGCUCCCGGGGGGCCCUGCCGGCGGCCCUACUGCCACUUCCGGCACCGCGGAGCUCGGGGCCCCGGCGCGCCCUGUGGCGGCGGUGCGGCGUCUCCCGCAGCAGGGCUUGGCUAUGACCCGUACAAUCCGGAGCUGCCUCAGCCCCCUGCGGAGAGAGAGAAUGGCGUGCUGGGCCAAGGCGAUGGCAUGCUGGAGCUGGAGCUGGUCAACCAAGCCAUCGAGGCUGUGCGUGGUGAGGUGGAGCUGGAGCAGAGGCGCUACCAGGAGCUCCUGGAGACGGCACGGGGGCACGGUGCUGGGGCUUCAGCCCUGGCACCCUGCAGCCCUGCCACGAGCCUGGAUGAUGACGACACCUUCUCGCUGGCCCUCACUUAUACACCAGGGGGCCUGCUGAGCCCAGACUCAGGCUACCAGCCCACCCCACUGGCUGCCCCUGCUGAACCAGGUCAAAAGUACUCAUUGGCCCCUUUAGAGAGGGGUCAGGGCAGAGUUGGAGGGGGCACCAGUGCCCUGGAGUAUGUCCCCAAGGCUGUGGGCCAGCCGCGCCGCUGUGGCCGACCGGUGUCUGGUGGCAAGUAUGUGGUGGACAGCUCAAAGCCAUCAACAGAUCUGGAGUACGACCCACUGUCCAACUACUCAGCUCGGCACCUUGGCAGGGCCAGUACCAGGGAUGAGAGGGCCGCCAAGCGGCCGCGAGGCUCCCGGGGUGCUGAGCCCUACACACCUGCCAUCAAGAAGCCCUGUGACCCCUUCGGCGGCUGUGAGGCCAGGUUCUCAGACUCAGAAGAUGAGGUGGCUAGCCCGGCGAAGGCUGAUGUCAGCAGCCCCAAGGCUGGGGCUGAACCUGAAAGCAAGGCGCCUGGGAAACCUGCUUCCAAGGAGGGUCCGGAGCCCGUGGAGGGCAGCCUGCGGGGCACCAAGGAGAUGGCUGUGCAGUGUGACGUGGAAGACCUCGGGCAGCCUCCGAAAGCAGCAGACACAGUAGCUCGGGCCCCUCACGAUGCCGGGGUCCCCAAGGACGGCAAAGCCAAGAGGAAGAAAAGUGGGACACCAGCCAGCCUCAGCCACAAGGACAAGGCCCGCAAAAGAGACAAGAAGAAAGACAAGGACCCGGGACGGCCCCGGGAGAAGGAGAAGGUGUGUGCAGACAAGAAGAGGACACAUGCUGGCAGCCCCCGGGGCAAGGCCCAGGGCUCCGAAGGGACCAAGAAAAAGCCAUCCAACACCACUGCGGUGGCCAGCUCAGGGAAAGGGGGACCAGGCCGCUCCUCCAGUGGAGGGCCCCGGCCCCAAGACUCCGGGUCUGGCCCCCACGCACCACUGGCCCGGAAAGGCGGCAGUGAUAGGAAGACACCAUCAGGGAAGUUGGUGGAACGCAAGGCCCGCUCCCUGGACGAGGGUGCCCCCCAGGAAGCCCCUAAGCUCAAAAAGCGGGCCCUGAGCCAUGCUGAAUUAUUUGGGGAUGAGAGCGAGGAGGAGGACUCAGGCUUGGGGGCCAGGGCACCCCGGGUCUGGCCCCCCACCCUUCCCAGCCUCAGCUCAGACUCAGAAUCAGACUCUGACUCCAGCCUGGGCCUGGGUGAGACACAGGUGCCCAAGCGUCUCAAGGCCGAGCUACCCGCAUCCCCCGCAUCCCCCGCACCGCCCUCCCCACCCUCCUCCUCCUCCUCCUCCUCUGGAGCCAGCCAGUGUGCAGAGGAGGAUGUGGACUACUCGGCCCUGGAGAAGGAGGUGGACUUCGAUGCGGACCCCAUGGAGGAGUGCCUGCGGAUCUUCAAUGAGUCUACCAGUGUGAAGACGGAGGACAAGGGCCGGCUGGCCCGGCAGCCCCCCAAGGAGAAGGCUGUGGAGAAGGCGCACGCAGACCUGACCACUCUGUUCCCGGGGCAGAAGAGAAGGGUCUCCCACCUCUGCAAGCCAGGCAAGGAGGCGGAGGCCCCAAGGAGGGCCCCCGCGGCCCCCCCAGCCCGGCCCCCGACUGCUCAGGAGGUGUGCUACCGGAGAGCACAGCAGGCGCAGAGGGCCUCUGCCAGCUGGUUACAGGUGGCCCCGAGGCCGACGGACAGGCUCUCCUCCGUGCAUAUCUCUGCCCCUGGGGAGAAGAGGAGGAUUGCUCACGUACCCAACCCCCUCCUGGCCACCACCCCAACAGGUGCCAAGAGGGCGCUCCCUGCCAGCAGCAGCCAGGUGUCCCACGGUCCUGAACCUGGCAGCCAGCCACUGAAGACGCGCACGUUGUCAGGGAUGGCAUCAAAGACCACCACCACUGUCACCCCCAAGCGCAUCGCCCACAGCCCAUCACUCCAGAGUCUAAAGAAGCCCGUUAUCCCGAAAGAAUUUGGCGGCAAGGUCCCCACUGUGGUGCGCCAGCGCUAUCUCAACCUCUUCAUCGAGGAGUGCCUCAAGUUCUGCCCGUCCAACCAGGAGGCCAUUGAGAAGGCACUGAACGAGGAGAAGGUGGCGUAUGAGCGCAGCCCCAGCAAGAACAUCUACCUGAACGUGGCUGUGAACACCCUGAAGAAGCUGAGGGGCCUGGUCCCCAACACCGUGCCCAGCCUCAGCAAAGCCAGUGGCCGCAGAGUUGUGUCCCACGAGGUGGUGCUGGGAGGCAGAUUGGCAGCCAAAACCAGCUUCUCACUGAGCCGCCCCAGCAGCCCACGGGUGGAGGAGCUGAAAGGGAACGCCUUGUACAGCCGCCUCAGGGAGUACCUGCUCACUCAGGAGCAGCUCAAGGAGAACGGCUACCCCUUCCCCCACCCAGAGCGCCCAGGGGGCGCCGUCAUCUUCACGGCUGAGGAGAAGAAGCCCAAGGACCCCUCCUGCAGAAUUUGUUGUCGCUGUGGCUCCGAGUACCUUGUGUCCUCCUCGGGCCGCUGUGUGCGCAGCGAGGAGUGCUACUACCACUGGGGACGGCUGCGGCGGAACCGCGUGGCCGGGGGCUGGGAGACGCAGUACAUGUGCUGCUCGGCUGCGGUCGGCGCCGUGGGCUGUCAGGUUGCCAAGCAACACGUGCAGGACGGCCGGAAGGAGAACCUGGAGGGCUUUGUGCGCACCUUCCAGAAGGAGCUGCCCGAAGAUUCCCACGCAGGGGUCUUUGCCCUAGACUGUGAGAUGUCCUACACGACGUACGGCCUGGAGCUGACCCGCGUCACAGUCGUGGACACAGACAUGCAGGUCGUGUACGACACCUUUGUCAAGCCCGACAACGAAGUUGUCGACUACAACACCAGGUUCUCGGGGGUGACGGAGGCUGACCUUGUGGACACAAGCAUCACACUGCGGGACGUGCAGGCCGUCUUGCUGAGCAUGUUCAGCGCUGACACCAUCCUCAUCGGACAUAGCCUGGAGAGUGACCUGCUGGCCCUCAAGGUUAUCCACGGCACGGUGGUGGACACCUCAGUGCUGUUCCCGCACCGCCUGGGCCUGCCCUACAAGCGCUCCCUGCGAAACCUCAUGGCCGACUACCUCAGACAGAUCAUCCAAGACAAUGUGGACGGGCACAGCUCCAGUGAGGAUGCCAGCGCCUGCAUGCACCUUGUCAUCUGGAAGAUCCGAGAAGACGCCAAGACCAAGCGAUGACUCCCCACCCGCCGCCGCCACCAUGCCACGCCCCUUUCCUACAUCCCUGACUGCCCUUAGCCCCGAUGCCCUCAGCCCCGAUGCCCUCGGCCUCUUUUCAAACUGUAAUAAAACAUGACAGCUGACCAUGCGUCUCCCGAGCUCAGGCUACAGGUCUGGAGUGGCCCUGAGCUGGGGCCAAGACCGACCCCCUGAGCCCAGCCCCACACAGUCCUACAUGUCACCCUCAGCCCUGUCCCCUGUGCCCACUCAGCCCCCACCCUCCCGCUGCACCAGGCAGUGGCCCGCCCUGCUCCUUUGUGUAUAACGCAGCUGACAGGACAAGCCCUCAUGGUUUGAGACGGGGGUUGUCUUUUUUUACUUUAUACUGUUAUUUUUAUUAAUUUUUAAUUUAAACCUGCUGACCCCACAGUUCCUCCUCAUCAGAGGAGUCCAGCCCUGGAGCCAUUGGGAUCCAGGGCCUGAACCCCACACAGUCAAUCCUGUGGGCUUGGAUGUCUGCCCUGCCUUGUGGGGUGGCUUCCAGAACUCACCCGAACCCACCAAGACUCCCCAACCUCAGAGCCAAGCCAGCCCCAAGGAAGGCCUGACCUUCCAGGGCCUCUGGGCUGCCUUCCAGGGGGCUGCUGCCUCUCUCCGUGGGUAGGAACAGAAUAAAUGUUUGUAUGAACUUUAGAUUUCAUAGUGUGUGGUGCUUUGGGGGCCAGGCAGGACCCCGACACACCCCCUUGUGGCCCAUGUCCCAGUGGCCAGGGUCAAGGAAAACAAAUUAUUCCCUUGCCCAGAAACCAUCUCUGAUCCCAAGUUGGGCCCAUGCCACCCUGCUCUGGGGACCUCUGUGAGAUAGCCCAAAGCUUGGGUAGGCCGUGCUUGCCCGCCCUCCCUCUUCUGAGGGUCACCUUGUGUCUCGAGUGCAGGCUGCUGGUGUGGUUUCAUCGGCUGUUGUGAGCCCAGCUGCUUAGACAAGGUCCAGAGUGGAAACCAGGAACCCCUGCCACCUGGUGGGUGUCUCGAGAAAGGGCCUGGCCAUCAAGGCCACUCUGUCCCUAUGCCAGGAAACAAAUUUUGCAGUCCUCAUGUCCCAUGUGACUUCGGCAUGAUUGGCUUCCUCUUGGCAGUUACCUGUUGGGCACAGAGGAGCCCCAGAGCCAUCAGGCCCUGGCUUGGCCAGCUGGAAUUAGAACCAUGCAGGGUGACCCAGCUGUGAGGGUCAGGGCAAGCCUCCUGUGGGGCUGUGGCUCAUGGCAACGGCAGCUUCCAGGGGUUACUACGCGGUGUAGGGAGCUCUUGGCUGCAGGGUCUGUGGGAGCUUCCUUGGUUAAGCCGGGCCAUCUACCCUCAGGGUUCUCUUGACCAAUUUGUCCCCUCUUCUACCUUCUGUAAAAAAGUUUUUUUAAAAAAAUAAACGGUGCCGAUGUAUUCACAAGA
Molecule: messenger RNA, 7962 nt
Organism: Peromyscus californicus insignis
Lineage: Eukaryota; Metazoa; Chordata; Mammalia; Rodentia; Cricetidae
Gene: Rexo1
Product: RNA exonuclease 1 homolog
Cellular component (GO): nucleus
Molecular function (GO): exonuclease activity; nucleic acid binding
Source: RefSeq, a predicted model, not a curated record